Ustilago hordei is the source of this 957-nucleotide messenger RNA. RefSeq names its product putative PPG1 - phosphoprotein phosphatase PPG catalytic chain. The transcript has a single exon. Gene Ontology annotation, cellular component: FAR/SIP/STRIPAK complex. The coding region runs from base 1 to 957 and encodes 318 amino acids. Lineage: Eukaryota; Fungi; Basidiomycota; Ustilaginomycetes; Ustilaginales; Ustilaginaceae. The record is from RefSeq and is a predicted model, not a curated record. Gene Ontology annotation, biological process: peptidyl-serine dephosphorylation. Gene Ontology annotation, molecular function: protein serine/threonine phosphatase activity.
AUGGCGUUCGACCUGGACGCGUGCAUCGCCACGCUGCUCAAGAAGCAACUCCUUGGCGAGGCCCUGCUCAAGGAGAUCUGCGAAAAGACAAAAGAGAUCCUCAUGAGAGAAUCCAACGUCGUUCACAUCUCCGCUCCUGUCACUGUCGUAGGUGACAUUCACGGUCAAUUCUACGACUUGAUAGAGAUCUUUCGCAUCGGUGGCUACGCACCACACACCAACUACCUCUUCUUAGGCGACUAUGUCGAUCGAGGUCUAUUCUCCGUCGAAACCAUCUCCCUCCUAACAUGUCUCAAGUUACGGUAUCCAGAUCGGGUCCAGCUCAUUCGAGGCAAUCACGAAUCCAGAGCAGUCACACAAACAUAUGGGUUCUAUACAGAAUGUCAAAGGAAAUACGGCUCUGCCAACGUUUGGACGUAUUUCACGGAUAUGUUUGACUUUUUAACGCUGUCGGUGGUGAUUGAUGAUCAGAUCUUUUGUGUUCACGGUGGCUUAUCUCCAUCGGUACAAUAUAUAGAUCAGGUGAAGAUCAUCGAUCGGUUUAGGGAGAUCCCACAUGAAGGUCCAAUGGCCGACCUCGUUUGGUCAGAUCCAGAUCCGGACAAAGAGGAGUUUGCAAUCUCUCCACGUGGUGCGGGAUAUACGUUUGGCGCUUCGGUGGUGAAGCACUUUUUACAUAGGAAUGGUAUGAACCAUAUCUUGCGAGCACAUCAGUUGUGCAUGGAAGGUUUCAGCGUGCUCUACGACGACAGAUUGUCAACGGUUUGGAGUGCACCGAAUUACUGUUACAGGUGUGGAAAUAUGGCCAGUAUAUUAGAGGUCUUCCCGGAUGGUAGUAAGCAUUUCAACACUUUCGAGGCUGCGCCCGAGAACGAGAGGGAUGGACCGAAUCAGCACAACUUGAACGGCGGACCCACGGCGAAUGGGAAACAUGAAGCUGUGGAGUACUUUUUGUAG